Molecule: messenger RNA, 686 nt
Organism: Eleginops maclovinus (Patagonian blennie)
Lineage: Eukaryota; Metazoa; Chordata; Actinopteri; Perciformes; Eleginopidae
Product: receptor-transporting protein 3-like
Exons: 2
Coding region: 107-586 (159 amino acids)
Biological process (GO): protein insertion into membrane; protein targeting to membrane
Molecular function (GO): olfactory receptor binding
Source: RefSeq, a predicted model, not a curated record
AGUUUCAUUUUCACUGAAGUGGCUAUGAGUCAGCUGUUAGUGUACUGUACAGAUCAGCUGUCCGGGUUUUGUCUUUUCAGUCAUAGUCACCACUGGCACUGACAGGAUGGCACAGCAAGAGUGGAUAAGUAUUUUCCAGAGAAAAACCACUGAUCUUCCAGAAGGAGACUCCUGGCGUCUGCAGUUUGAUGAAACUAUUGUGCCUAAAAGCCCGAACUUUGGAUGGGAGCAGUACAUCAGGAACACAAGUGCAAGGUUCCAAUGCACCUCCUGUAGAAGAGGCUGGCCAUCCAACAGAGUGAUGGUGGUCUUCGACAUGCGCCUGACAAACGGGGAGGGCGUGGUCAAGGUGAGGGCCUUUCGUCAGAACUGCAAGAUCUGCAGCGAAGCUCCGAUGGAGAGGCCCACCAUCACCCCCGAAAACAUAGAAAUCCUCAUGGAGAAUCUGGUGAAGAAGAUAAGAAUCAAAUGCUACCAUGAAGACCUGGGCGAAGGACACAGGCCUUUUCAAAGCCUGGAAGUCAAAAGUCCCCAUGAGCCUGCUCACUGUGAGGCGUGUAUGGCAGGCUUCUGUACACAGAUUUAAGCUUGUUAAGCUCUCAAACCUAAUCUUAAUUUAAAAGAAGCAUAUUAUUUGUCUCAGGCUUGGCGUGAACACAAUUAAAUAAAGCAUCAAUUGUAUAUAA